AUGUGUGAUGCAUUUGGUACGAGCGCCGAGACAUUGGACAUUUUAUUAACACGUGGGAUCAUCAAUUGGGGAAGACCGGUGGCUGAAAUUCUUGCUGAUGGCAGUCUGUGCGUUCAACAAGCUCGAGAGACCGAAGGCUCUGCGCUUGUAUCCGUCCUCUUGGAGGGACCACCGAACAGUGGAAAAACAGCACUUGCCGCACAGAUUGCGAAGAAUUCAGACUUUCCAUUUGUCAAAGUGUGUACGCCUGAGGACAUGGUCGGCUUUAUUGAAUCUGCAAAGUGUCUUUCGAUUCGGAAGACACCCAAUAUAGAAAGUCUGCUCGAUUAUGGCCCAAUUGGGCCAAAAUAUUCCAAUCUGGUAUUGCAAGCGCUUCAAGUGCUAUUGGGAAAACUGCCGCCACCUGGUCAUAAACUGUUAAUUUUGUGCACUUCCAGCUGCAGACAAACUUUGAAGGAUUUGAGAUUACUCUCAGCAUUCAAUACCAUCCUGCACGUGCCUAAUUUAUCGACCCCUGAUCAUUUGCUAAAUGUACUAGAAGUUGAUCUCUUUAACGACCAUGAAAUGUCUUCCUUACAUGGAAAGCUUCAAGGGAAACGAGUAUUUAUUGGUAUUAGGAAUUUGCUGUAUCUGAUAGACAUGGCACGCCAAGUGGAACCAAGUUACAGACUCGUCGAAUUCUUGUCGAAACUGGAAGAAGAGGGUGAUUCAGAAUAAAACGUAGCAACCCGUUUCGGGUUGCGCCAGCUUUCGAAGGUUACAAGGAGAGCGUAAUGGCGCGGGAGUUUUCUUUUUAUGUUUCAUGCCUUUGUUCAUUGCGUGCCUUUUCUCACUUCCGUUUCGUUGUUCGCACGAUUGCGUUAUUGAAGAAGUUUCUUUUGCGUUUUGUUAUAGCGCGUUGUAUCGAUACAUAUUCUUCGAGUUCAUAAUAAACUUUUGUACAAGUG
Ooceraea biroi (clonal raider ant) is the source of this 947-nucleotide messenger RNA. Its product is annotated as vesicle-fusing ATPase 1. The record is from RefSeq and is a predicted model, not a curated record. Gene Ontology annotation, cellular component: Golgi stack. Gene Ontology annotation, molecular function: ATP binding; ATP hydrolysis activity. Gene Ontology annotation, biological process: Golgi to plasma membrane protein transport; SNARE complex disassembly; intra-Golgi vesicle-mediated transport. Lineage: Eukaryota; Metazoa; Arthropoda; Insecta; Hymenoptera; Formicidae.